Molecule: messenger RNA, 1552 nt
Organism: Brassica oleracea var. oleracea
Lineage: Eukaryota; Viridiplantae; Streptophyta; Magnoliopsida; Brassicales; Brassicaceae
Product: probable indole-3-pyruvate monooxygenase YUCCA5
Exons: 3
Coding region: 163-1443 (426 amino acids)
Biological process (GO): auxin biosynthetic process
Molecular function (GO): flavin adenine dinucleotide binding; NADP binding; N,N-dimethylaniline monooxygenase activity
Source: RefSeq, a predicted model, not a curated record
CUCAUUUCUCAAACAAACAAACAAAAACCUUGUUUAAGUUCACUACCAAACUCACCCACGCCUUGAUAAAAACAAAACUCACCCACGCCUGGACAAAAACACCUAAAUCUUAUUUGACUAUCAAUAUAUAUUCUACCUAUUCGAUCAAACUCACCCCUUAAAAUGGAUAACAUGUUUAGACUCAUGGGCAGUGAAGACUUCUCCGACAGAAGACGGUGCAUUUGGGUUAACGGUCCGGUUAUCAUCGGAGCCGGCCCAUCGGGGCUAGCCACCGCAGCUUGCCUCCGCGACGAAGGUGUUCCCUUUGUAGUAUUGGAGAGGGCAGAGUGCAUAGCUUCACUCUGGCAGAAAAGAACUUACGACAGACUCAAACUUCAUUUACCCAAGAAAGUUUGUCAGUUACCCAAAAUGCCCUUCCCAGAAGACUACCCGGAAUAUCCAACAAAACGACAGUUCAUCGAUUACCUUGAGUCCUACGCUACACGGUUCAACAUUAAUCCGCAAUUCAACGAGUGUGUUCAAUCUGCUCGGUUCGACAAGACCAGUGGUCUCUGGCGCAUUAAGACGUCUUCUUCCUCCGCUACUUCUGGGUCGGAGAUGGAAUAUAUCUGCCGGUGGCUUGUGGUGGCGACGGGAGAAAACGCGGAGAGAGUUGUUCCGGAGAUUGAUGGGCUCACGACGGAGUUUAACGGCGAGGUGAUCCACUCUUGCGAGUAUAAAUCCGGAGAGAAAUACAGGGGAAAGAGAGUUCUUGUCGUCGGAUGUGGAAACUCUGGCAUGGAAGUUUCUCUUGAUCUCGCGAAUCACAAUGCCAAUCCCUCCAUGGUUGUGCGUAGCUCGGUUCAUGUUUUACCCCGAGAGAUUCUAGGCAAAUCGAGUUUUGAAAUCUCAAUGAUGCUUAUGAAGUGGCUACCUCUAUGGCUAGUAGACAAGCUUUUGUUAAUUCUUGCAUGGCUGAUUUUGGGAAACCUGACAAAGUAUGGGCUAAAGAGGCCCAAAAUGGGCCCGAUGGAGCUCAAGGUUGUCACAGGGAAGACUCCAGUGCUUGACAUCGGAGCAAUGGAGAAAAUCAGAUCCGGCCAGGUAGAUAUCGUCCCUGGAAUCAAAAGGUUCUCUCGUAAUCACGUGGAGCUCGUUGAUGGUCAGAUAUUAGAUCUCGACGCUGUUGUUCUCGCUACAGGUUACCGCAGCAACGUUCCUUCUUGGCUUCAGGAAAGUGAUAUGUUUUCCAAAAACGGGUUUCCAAAAUCGCCUUUUCCAAACGCAUGGAAAGGGAAAUCGGGACUUUACGCGGCUGGAUUCACGAGGAAAGGAUUGGCCGGAGCAUCAGCAGACGCUGUUAACAUCGCUAAAGACAUUGGAAACGUGUGGAGAGAAGAGACCAAACGUGUGCAGAAAAUAAGAACACGAGUUGGUCACCGCCGAUGCAUCUCAAUUGCUUAGGCAUCAAGUUAGGGUUCUUACCUUCCUUUACUAUUUUAUUCAAAAGGGGUUUGAAAAACAGAUGGUUCGUUUAUACUUCAUUUUUUGUAAAGAAAAAAUGUAUACAGAU